GACCAUCAUUUACACCACCCAUGUAGAAACACUCUUCAUAUUAUAAUGGCUGUGCUAAGAGCCAGGGAAGCAAUUAUAUUAAGAUCUAUCAGACAUGAAUCAAGGAUCCGUCAAAUAGGUAGAAGGAUACAUAAACGCUUUCGGUCUUGGACCCAGCAAAGAACAAGAAAAUAUUGGAUGCCACAAAAAGUUUCACUCCAUGCACCUGUCGAUAUUAUGGACAGCUGGUCUAUAUCAGCAGUGGUACAAAAAGCGGCAACUGUAAGAAAACACGAUUCCCAUAUGUGGUAUAAUUUCGGUAAUAGAGUCAUAGAGCUAGCACCAACUUUAUGCCCACAACAGAUUGGCUAUAUAUAUUACGGUUAUGGUAAAAGUCGAUUCUACAAUAAACAUUUUUAUGAGAAAAUUUCGGAAUAUUCUGCACCACUAUUGAGCAACUUUCCUAGCAGUAGCUUGAUGUGCGUGGUUUGGUGUUUGAGUAGACUACAGCUUAGGCAAACUGCAUUUCUAAAUAGACUAGCUUCUGUCGUAGCGGAUAAAUUUGACUCUCUACGUACAACAGAUCUAAUGAAAAUAUGUGACGGUUUGGCCAGGUUGGAUAUAACCACGCCUUACCUCAAACAACAGAUUGCUGACAAAAUGAUUGGGCGACUAGACAGUUUAUAUGCACAAGAUUUCAGAAAUGCCAUGAACGACGUUACAUUGUUUCACAUGUACGAUGAAAAUACCCAAAUAUACAUAAUGGAACGUUUUCCCAGAAUUUUCAUAUGUGCUAGAGCUAAUACUUUGAGACAGGCACUUUCUUGUGCCCUCGUUGUCCGUGUUAUGUUGCAAAAUGUAUGGUUAAAGUUGAACCAAUCUACACGUAACUUCUACACAAGACUCAGCACUCGAACAAUACAACAAUCGGAACGCAGCCCUUCAUUAUUUCAUUGGGAUGUGUCCUCCACUUUAGCUGAGCUGGGCAUACAACAUCGCAAUACUUUCUAUUGGGGAUGCUACUGGAUAGAUAUAGGAGAAGUACGUGAUCGUCAAAAUUGUUGGUUCGUGGACGGCCCGUGCUGCUUUUAUUCUGGUACCACAAAAUACACAAACAAGGUGAAACUACAACACAGUGUUCUCAAAAAGCUUGGAUGGAACAUUCGUCGAAUACCAUGGUUUCAAUGGGUUGACGUCAUGAGAGACCAACAAGAAAGAAAAGCAUUUGUAAAAUAUAUUAGGGAACGUCAACCACAAAAGGAUUUGGUGGAUGAUGAAGCUUUAAGUUGUGUGGAACUGAAUGAAAAAUUGAACACAAUAAAACAACUUCACACAAAGUCUAAAAGAACCUUAACCCAAUUAUCCAAUUAGU
This is a messenger RNA of Babesia bovis T2Bo, 1351 nucleotides long. Its product is annotated as Restriction endonuclease-like superfamily protein. The record is from RefSeq and is a predicted model, not a curated record. Lineage: Eukaryota; Apicomplexa; Aconoidasida; Piroplasmida; Babesiidae. Bases 46 to 1350 code for a protein of 434 amino acids. The transcript has 10 exons.